AUGUCGGUCAUGAGUGAGAGCAAACACGGGGUUGAGUACCUCACGGUUGAUUCCACGUUCGGGGCCGUCAAAGGGUUCAUCAAUAAAGAUUAUCCGAAUGUUGCCCAAUUGCUCGGCAUCCCCUUUGCAGAGCCACCAACAGGAUCCCGACGCUGGCUUCCUCCCAUACCGAAAGAGCCUCCGACAGUGAUUGAUGCUACGAAGUUCGGGCCCUCCUGUCCGCAACAAAACAAAGGCGGCGGACCUUCAGUGUACAACACAGAUGUUCCUGAACUUCAGAUCAGAGAUGAGACUUCCGAAGAUUGCUUGUCGCUAUGUAUAUGGGCACCAAAAGAGGCAGUUGAAAGCACAUCAACAGCCAGACUGCCCGUCAUAGUCUUCAUCACUGGCGGCGCGUUUCUCGUCGGCGGCACAACUGUGCCAUAUCAAAAUCCCACGCCAUGGGUUGAAAGCAGUCAGAGACAUGUUGUAGUGUCCAUCAACUACCGCCUCACAAUCUUUGGCUUUCCAAAUGCCGCGGGUCUCAACCCUCAUGAGCGAAAUCUAGGCCUCCUUGAUCAGCGUCUCGGUCUGGAAUGGGUGCAUAAGCACAUUGCAUGUUUUGGCGGCGACCCGUCGCGAAUGACGCACUUUGGUCAGUCCGCCGGUGCUCGCAGUAUAGAUGCUCACUCUUUCACGUACCCCGACAAGCCUCUGGUGAGGAAUAUUAUCAUGAACUCUGGCUGCGCACUGCCUCCGCUUCCAGUGAGUGAUCCUGGAUGCACACACUUUAGCUUCCUAGCAAAGUCUAUGGGUUUUGAAGAUGGUGAUGCUGUCGCCGAGCUGGAGUUCAUGAGGCAGCAGCCAGCUGGCAAGCUGGUGGAUGCGAUCCGUGAGCACUGGGCUACGAGUGAAAUGCCUUUCCUAAGUUUCCGGCCUAUCGUCGACGGUUUUACCCUGUUUGACGACUACGAAGAGCGUGUUCAAUCCGGAACGUUUAGCAAGCUUCCCGCGAUCUGCGGGACGAUGAAUGACGAAGGCACAGCAGUAGCGUUUUAUAAACCCGAAGGCCCCGAUCCAACGGUGGCAGAACGAAUUACAAAAGGUUACUUCCUUGGACCUAUGGUCAAGAUGGCAAGGUAA
This is a messenger RNA of Colletotrichum gloeosporioides, 1122 nucleotides long. RefSeq names its product Acetylcholinesterase. The coding region runs from base 1 to 1122 and encodes 373 amino acids. The record is from RefSeq and is a predicted model, not a curated record. The transcript is spliced from 3 exons. Lineage: Eukaryota; Fungi; Ascomycota; Sordariomycetes; Glomerellales; Glomerellaceae.